AAAAGGAGAGAAAUCAGAAAUUAGUUCGGGAAGAGAAGCAAAAGUAAGUAGAAUGUUGUGGUAUAUAUAUAUAGGGCGAUGAUACAUUUUGUUUCACACAUUCAACCGAGCUAGCCAGCCAUGAACAGCUCCACCGCUUCCCCUCCCAAGAAGAGGCUUAGCAAGACGGCUUGUAACAGAAUCCAGAAAGAGCUGCAGGCUUCCUGGCAGGCCAAUCCGCCCCCUGGAUUCAAACUUAUUAAGCCCACUGAUGACGAUGACAAUCUUCAAAGGUGGGUGAUUGAAGUAUAUGGAGCUCCUGAAACCCUGUAUGCUGAUGAGACUUAUCAGCUUCAAGUUGAAUUUCCGGAACAGUAUCCUAUGGAAGCUCCUCAGGUGAUAUUUUUGUGUCCGCCUCCAUUGCACCCACAUAUAUACAGCAAUGGCCAUAUUUGUUUAGAUAUUCUGUAUGAUACAUGGUCUCCUGCAAUGACGGUUCAUUCCAUCUGCAUUAGCAUUCUCUCUAUGCUAUCAAGCUCUACUGCGAAGCAACUCCCUGAAGAUAACGACCGCUACUUAAGGAAUUGCACGAAUGGGAGAUCGCCCAAGGAAACAACAUGGUGGUUUCACGAUGACAGGGUGUAACAUUAAUUCACAAGUGAAAUCGGGGACGGCAAUGGCAUCCCCACCAUCUUGUCCACACUCACCUGAUCCAGUUUGAUAUAGUGAUAUGUAAUUAUGUAAAUGAGUCAUUUCUACCGUUCCCACUCCCAGUUAGCGAAAGCUGGUAUCUAUGUGUAAAUGUCAUGUAACUACAACAUAACUGCUAUGCAGUUCUUAUUUUCCAUAUCCGAUAAAAGGAAAAUUUAGUUUAUUUGAAGAGUUUCUG
This is a messenger RNA of Cuscuta epithymum, 868 nucleotides long. The record is from the annotation of a GenBank genome assembly. Lineage: Eukaryota; Viridiplantae; Streptophyta; Magnoliopsida; Solanales; Convolvulaceae.